CCGCACAGAUGAGUCUGCGGGAGCUUUACAAUCCCGGCACAGACGCAGGCGGAGCCAGAGCCCGGGAGGGGCCCCCUCCCCAAACAAACACUGGGCAGGGGAGCGGCUGGGCCGGUGGGUAUAAAGGGACCGCCGGGGGCGGCCGGCGCAUCCGGUGCCAGGCUUCCCCUAAGUGCACACGUCGUCAUGGAGACCAGAGGGUUCUGGCUGCUGCUGCUGGUCGUGGCCUUGGGGUCCUCGGGCUGGGCUGCCGAGUACCUGGGGCUGUCGGAGAGUCAAUGCAAGGUCCCAGCCAAGGAGCGGGUGGACUGCGGCUACCCCCAGGUCACCCAGGAGCAGUGCCACAACCGGGGCUGCUGCUUUGACUCCAGCAUCCGGAACGUGCCCUGGUGCUUCAAGCCUCUGCAGGAGACAGAAUGCACGUUUUGAAGCUCGCCUGCCGCCGCGCCACAAGGUCCCCCGCUCCAGGUGGCUGAGAGCCCCCCACCCCUGCUCCCGGCCAGCAUGCUGCUGAGUUGGGCUAAAGUCAGGGCCUAGCGUCCCAAAGAAUAAAGAUCCUGUGUCAGCAUGAGGACACUUCUUCACGCC
Messenger RNA from Chinchilla lanigera (long-tailed chinchilla), 588 nucleotides. RefSeq names its product trefoil factor 3 (intestinal) (gene Tff3). NCBI's taxonomy places the organism in Eukaryota, Metazoa, Chordata, Mammalia, Rodentia, Chinchillidae. The transcript is spliced from 3 exons. Gene Ontology annotation, biological process: maintenance of gastrointestinal epithelium. The record is from RefSeq and is a predicted model, not a curated record. The coding region runs from base 187 to 429 and encodes 80 amino acids.